Messenger RNA from Humulus lupulus (European hop), 1463 nucleotides. RefSeq names its product zinc finger CCCH domain-containing protein 1-like. Gene Ontology annotation, biological process: snoRNA splicing. Gene Ontology annotation, cellular component: U2-type spliceosomal complex. The coding region runs from base 352 to 1320 and encodes 322 amino acids. The transcript is spliced from 5 exons. The record is from RefSeq and is a predicted model, not a curated record. Gene Ontology annotation, molecular function: metal ion binding. NCBI's taxonomy places the organism in Eukaryota, Viridiplantae, Streptophyta, Magnoliopsida, Rosales, Cannabaceae.
AAUAUAAUACCCUUUUAUUUUUCGCAAAUGACAUUAAAUAUCCAAAAUACCCUUCCCUAACUCGUUUGGACAACGGAGAUUUGGGUGACCUCGACUUGGAGAGCUUCCUCACCUCUCUGCCCUAGCCACCGCCGCUCAGCUCCGCAACGUCGACGUCCUCCGCCUCACUCUUGGUUGCUUCACAAGGAAGGAAGCACCAAAAGCGCAUUUGAGUUUUUCUUAUCACCUUCGUCUACGGUCUCCGACGAAGUUCCACCGUCUUCGGCUACGAAGUCUCUUUCUCAGGUUCUCAAGCACAAAUCAAGGUUCCAACUCUUCUAGAGAGAUCAGUCCAAGUUGAGUGAACCUUAUAUGGCAGAUUCUGAGGAAAAGCCACAGGCUGAACAAGUUUGCAACUUUUUUCGAAAGGCGACAAAGAACAAAAACAUCAGAAAGCGAACGGUUACUGAAGAUGAUGAAGAAUCAAAUACAGAUAGCACAUUUUUGCAUAGUCAGAAAAAGGCCCCAAAAUCGGACAAUAAGCUUUAUUUUUCUUCUGGACCUUCUAAGAGCACCAUACCUGCGGAAUCAAAUGUAGCAUCUGACACUCCCGUCUUUCAGUUUGAGUCUUCGAAGGAAAUUCAAGUCCAACAUGACAGCAGAGCAACAGCAACACUAGAGACCGAAACUGAUUUCACUAGAGAUGCACGAGCUAUUCGUGAAAGGGUACUUAAGCAGGCAGAGGAGGCUUUGAAGGGAAAGAAAAAGGGUGCUUGGGAUGAAAAGCUGUACAAAGGGGUAAACGCCUAUACUGAUUUUAAGGCAGGAUUUCGAAGGGAGCAGACUGUUGCCAGCGAGAAAGCUGGAGGGUCACAUGGGCCACUCAGGGCUUCUGCUCACAUUAGAACUUCAACAAGAUUUGAUUAUCAGCCAGAUAUCUGCAAAGAUUAUAAAGAAACUGGUUAUUGUGGAUAUGGAGAUUCAUGCAAGUUUAUGCAUGAUCGUGGGGAUUACAAGUCUGGAUGGCAGAUGGAAAAGGAGUGGGAUGACGCAGAGAAAAUAAGGAAGAGAAAUUUAGCAUUAGGAGAAGUAGGUGAUGUGGAUGAUGGCGACGAGAGUGAUGAAGACGAUGAUGAAAAUGCAUUGCCCUUCGCUUGUUUCAUUUGUCGACAGCCUUUUGUUGAUCCCGUUGUAACAAAAUGCAAGCAUUACUUCUGUGAGCAUUGCGCAUUGAGGCAUCAUACGAAGAACAAGAAGUGCUUCGUCUGCAACACGCCUACACUUGGCAUAUUUAAUACGGCUCAUGAGAUACGCAAAAGGAUGGCUGAAGAGGGCAAAUAAUGGCUGCUCAAUGGGGGGUUUUUGUUCUUAAGUUAAGUAAGUAGGAUGUCUUCAAAAAAAUGUAAAUAUGCAAUUGGAUAUGUUAUUGUUAUCUUCAGAUUAUAACCCUAAUUGCAAUUCCUAAAAAAUUCUUCAGAUUAUAA